AUGACCACGGCCAAGGUGUCGCGGAAAUUUUGUCGACGCCGGUCUUGGUCAUGGCCCGCGCCAGCCGUCGCCGAUAUCGCCGGGAGGGUCCACGGAUCCACGGAUGACCAGGCGGACGAUGGCCAAGAUUGGCACCGGCAUUUCCGCGUUCAGCCUCGGUCCUGGCCACCGUUUUCCUUCCCUCCGGUCGCCGUGGGGGGAGAGGCCACGGACGCCAUCGAGGAGCGCUCCGAGAGGCUGGCCGAGGAGAAGCAGCAGCGGCCGCGCCAGCAGGCCUCGCCUGCGCGCUCGCGAGGAGCCGCCCGCUCUCGACGCCUGAUGGCGGGCUGCGGGCGCGCUUGCCCGCUCUUGGGCAGCUCCCCCGGACGCGCGUCAUGCUUAUAA
This is a messenger RNA of Prorocentrum cordatum, 384 nucleotides long. The record is from the annotation of a GenBank genome assembly. Lineage: Eukaryota; Dinophyceae; Prorocentrales; Prorocentraceae.